This is a messenger RNA of Esox lucius (northern pike), 2594 nucleotides long. It is a transcript of the gene pla2g3, whose product is annotated as phospholipase A2 group III. Lineage: Eukaryota; Metazoa; Chordata; Actinopteri; Esociformes; Esocidae. Gene Ontology annotation, molecular function: A2-type glycerophospholipase activity. Bases 303 to 2369 code for a protein of 688 amino acids. The transcript is spliced from 7 exons. The record is from RefSeq and is a predicted model, not a curated record. Gene Ontology annotation, biological process: phospholipid metabolic process; arachidonate secretion.
GUCACUUCAAACGCAUGGCAUUACGUCAUGCCAGAACGGUGGUAAAGCCCCGGCUACUACACCAGUUUAAAAGCGGCAUGUCUCUCAGACAUCCACAGUGUGAGCUGUUGUUAAUUUGCUGCUUAGUGAAGUUGUUCAAAUGCAACUUCAGAUUGCAGCAAUAAUUAAUCUUAAAUAAUUAUGCGAUAAUUCUAAUUAACAGCCUAUGCCGAGGUGUUUCUACUAAUUAUUAACAAUGACUGUGCAUUUAAUUGUCAAUAUUCAUUAACCAAAAGGAACGUGCUUUUAUUGGUGCAUGAAAAAUGCACAUCAUCUUCUUAUUGUUUUCUACUUUCGGCUUAUUAAUAACAGGUGCUUCUCCAAGUUUGACCUCUGCAGAAGAUACACGGGAUUUCUGUUUCUGGAUUAAAGUCACGUUGAACGGCGAGACACACGUAAACUUCCUCCGGCAUGCCACCGAUCCCUAUUCCGCCUCCACAUCACUUAAUCUAUACCACAGUGUGUGGUCAGUGGAAAAUACAUUGCUAAACUGCGUUGUGAGCGAGGACACAGCCGUUACAGACAACUACGAGUUUUUGUGUCGGGAGAAGGGCAUCACCGGAGACUUCUCUGGCAGUCACGGGAAACGGUUUGAUUUCAGUCUGCUGUUUGGGCCGGAAACACCGUGCGCUUACCUUAGUUCUCCAAUCGUCAUCAAACGUCCAGCCAGUGGAGUAGCAUACGAGAAACCCAAAGAGACAAAUAGUAAUAGGAGGCAGGGACGGAGUGUUGCUGAGGAAUUUGUCAGGUCAUCAGCGAUUCAAAAUCACAAUCGUGGGGACAGUUCUAAGAUGUUGACGCACGCACACAGGCGCGUAAAAAGAGGUUUCAUCGUCCCCGGUACGCUUUGGUGCGGUGCAGGAAAUAAAGCAGAGACGUAUGAUGAUUUAGGUGUGUUUGAGCAGACAGACAGCUGCUGCAGGGAGCACGACCAUUGUCAGGAUACCAUCCUGUCGUUUGAAGCCAACUAUGGAAUCUUCAACAAAAACAUCUUUACCCUGUCCCACUGUGACUGUGACAGCAGGUUUCGUGCGUGUCUACUGGGGGCAGAGGAGCGUAUUUCGGACGUCGUGGGAUACACCUUUUUCAACCUGCUACAGAUGUCCUGCUUCGAGUUCUCCCAAAGACUACAGUGCUCUCAGAGGAGCUGGUUUGGCAUGUGUCAAGAGUACGCCAUGUCUUUGUACGCUGAGGUACAUCCGGCCACCCCCUACAACUCCACCCAACUGGAAUCUGAUCUACACCCGGAGGACCAGCAAGUUGACCACACAACCCGUGCCAUCUCCACCCCCACCUCCUCCGAUACCUCCACCUCUCCAUUCCCCUCCUCCUCUCCCUCCAUCUUACCCUCCCCCACCACCACUCAGUCCCCCACCACCACUCAGUCCCCCACCACCACUCAGUCCCCCACCACCACUCAGUCCCCCACCACCUCUCAGUCCCCCACCACCACUCAGUCCCCCACCACCUCUCAGUCCCCCACCACCACUCAGUCCCCCACCACCUCUCAGUCCCCCACCACCACUCAGUCCCCCACCCAUUCCCCCUCCGUCAAUCCGUCCAGUGCUCGCCCAGCAGACCUCACCGCGGGGGGUCGGAGGUCAACAUCAGCCACUGGCUCCCCUGUCGCCCACCCUGUCUCUGGGGAGGCCCGUCCAUUCGCUCUUACCUCCGCCACGACGGGCUCCGCCUCGCCCAACUCUACCACUGGCACCAUCGCUGCUACAGGUGCCCAGGGUAGCAUCUCAACACCAGUCACAUUAAGCUCGGCCUCGCGCCCGGGAUUAGCGUCACCGGCUAAACCCACCCAACCCAAUGAGGCCACUCAGCCUCAGUCUGAGCAGGACAAAGCCACCACAGGGGGCCAGAGUGUGCAUGUGUGCAAUGUGUACAGAGACCUGGAUGACUGCCCAUUUAAGAUCCCCCCUCAUCAGAAGAGAUACGGUCUGUUCAACCCAGAACCCAGGAGCCUCUACCACUGCACCUGUAUCAGCAGAUUGUUUGACGGUCUAGUUCAGCAGAAGCCUUUGUCUAGGAUCCUGCUGGAGUACGUCUCUCCAUCCUGUUUCACAUUACAACCACAGGACUGUACACAACGGACUACAAGCUGUUCAGCUGCUCUGGUCCAACCCUCUCCUACCCAGCUGGAGAGGCUGCAGAGGACUGGUGAAGACCUUGGGCGGAACAGCAGGGGGCCCAUAUCUAGACGAGCCAAACGUAAAUACCACUUGGUCCGACUACACAAGCUGUGCCUGAGGAUGACACAACCCAAUGUACACAAGACCAGGAAGCACAAAAAGUGUAGGGGGUGCAGCCCUAAUGUCAUGUAAUGUUCCCUGAUUUGAUAAGGCAUUCCCUUUCCUCAUAUAUAGAAAUAUGACUACUAACAAACAGUUCUGAUACAAGUUGUAAAUAGUUGUUGUAUUGGGGCUUCCUGCUGUAAAUAUGUAAGUUGAAUGUACAUAGUGUAAGAUUAUUGUUUUUUACCCACUGUCUUUGCUCAACAUUCGCCCAAUAUUUUGUCUGUAAAUAAAUUGAUGCCAUAUCAUUGUCAA